AUGGAUGCCAAGAAACUGCAAUUGAAUCCGGAAAUUAUGGAGAAGAUAAAAAUAUCCAGUGCAGAAUUCGAUUCCACCUUGAUCGCAUCCCCACUGAAAAAGCUUGAAAUAACGGAGGAGUCGAAUAUUCUCUCGCCUGAUCAGUGCGCAAGCACUGCAAGAAAGGACGGGGAUGAUAAAGGAGCGAUCAUAUUAGAUGAAUCAGCCUCGGUGGAUCAUCCAUCUUCGCCCACUUUGGUUGAGGCUGGAGACACCAUGGAGGAUCUACCCGAAUCGGAUUGUGCUCAACCACCCAGACCAGCACCGGUCUCUCUGGGUGCAUGUUUCUCAUGCGGCAAAGUUUGUGACCGUCGUUUGAGCUGCGCUCAACACCGGUGCACCGAGCCUUGUCAUUUGGGCGAAUGCAAACCGUGCUCUUUAGACCCACUCCGUUGCCUGACUUGUCCGUGCGGGCGUGUGGCUCUGAGCAAAUUGAUUGGUGUGUUCCGGUUGUUUUCAUUUACCCCUCCCCCCUUUCCUGAUGCUCUGACGUUCCUGCAGCAUGAUCAUUGGGCACGAUUCAUAUUCUCACUGGCUUAUUAG
Echinostoma caproni is the source of this 582-nucleotide messenger RNA. The record is from the annotation of a GenBank genome assembly. NCBI's taxonomy places the organism in Eukaryota, Metazoa, Platyhelminthes, Trematoda, Plagiorchiida, Echinostomatidae.